This is a messenger RNA of Balaenoptera acutorostrata (minke whale), 1029 nucleotides long. RefSeq names its product spermatogenesis-associated protein 1-like. The record is from RefSeq and is a predicted model, not a curated record. NCBI's taxonomy places the organism in Eukaryota, Metazoa, Chordata, Mammalia, Artiodactyla, Balaenopteridae.
AUGAUUGCAGAAGAGAGAGGAGCCAUCAGUCAGCAGCAAACACUGUCAUCACGGAAGUAUUCUGCCGAAAUGGAAUUAAUUGUCCAUCUCCCGCUGGGAAGAACACUGUGGGCCAUAUUUCUUAGUCAUACAGCUAAAUUUGAACAAAUAAAGAUUUUAAAAAACCCUACAAGAUUACCCCAUUCAGACGCUGGUGAAUAUGUCCCUCAGUCCAAGUCGACCUUCCUCAUCAGAGCUGGGGGAAAAGCCACUCCAAAUGAAAAUCAGACUGGAAAUAAUCAAAUUGGAAAUGCUGAAUUGCCAGGAUCACAGGAAGAUUCAGAUGAUGAUUAUUUUAGCGGCAAAAAAAGUCAGUUUCUUUGGAAAACUGAAGAUGAUAGAACUAAUAUCAUUAGAAGAGAGGACAAUCAGCUAGGUAAAAAAGAGUGCAUCAGCCUACCAGACCUUAUUGAUUUUCCUUCAGUUCCUUGUCAACCUGCUCUUUCUCCAGGAAUAACUGAUAUAUUGUUAUUACAGAUUGAGAGAGAGAAUAUUAUCGAACAAAUGAAACAAGUAAGGGAAGAAAGAAGAUAUCUGGAAAGAAUUAGAGAAGAACUAAUAAAAAAAGUUGAAAGGCUAUUGGAACAAGGCAAAUUAAAGCGAUAUCAUGCUUGUGAUGUUUGGAAGAAAAAGUACUUUGAAACAAAGAAAGUUGCAGCAUCAUUGGAGGAGGUUUUAACAAAACUUCGAGAAGAUUUGGAACUUUACUAUAAAAAGUUGCUCAUUCAGCUUGGAGCCAGGGAGAUCAAGAUGAGACCAAAGAAUCUGGCAACCAUCACAAACUCUAAGAAUUACCUUAUCAUCGAGAUCACUGAAGUACAGCAUGCUAUUGACCAACUUAAGAGAAAAUUGGAUACUGACAAAAUGAAACUGAUAACAGAAAUUAAGGUGAGAAAACAAGCAGUUUCAGAUUUACGCACAUUGAAAGCUGAACUGGCCCAGAAGAAUUUAAUACAUCUUUUCAAUCUCAAUAAGCAAUCUACAGAAUGA